AUGAAGUGCAAAAAAUUUAAUGGUGCAAAAAAAAAAAGCAGAGACAACUUUAAGUGUUGGUGAAAACUUGAAUCCGUUUUACCUUCCAGAUUUUGUUGAACGGCUCUUCAUUUUAGCUAAGGAAUUUCCACUCUGGACUGCUGCGAUCAUUUCGAUUCUCAUUCCACGCCCGAUUCCACACCAUGCCUCCUCUAGCUAUGUCGAAGGACAUUUUGGUGAUUUGAAGACAAGAGUGCUCAAAAACACACCACCACCACUACGAGCAGAUAAAUUUCUGAAAAUACACAUUCGCGAUAUUUCUGGUCAAACAUUACUGUUUGCCUCUAAUAUGAUCAUGUUCGAUCGAAAAAAUCACGCGUUAAAAGAAACAGGAAAGAACAUUCAUGAGCUUGAAGUGAAAACAACAGAGGAUGCAACUGUAGAAAAAGAAGAAUGCAUCGAACAAAAUAUUUCGAAUCGCAGUGCAGCAGAUUUGAUUUCUGUAGAAAACUGGAGAAAUAAAGCAUCGCAUGGGAAAAAAUAUAUAUAUAAUUUAACGGACGACUCGUUUACUGAUAUUUGUGAGCCAAUACUAUCCUCAUCUCACAAUGUCAAUAACAGUGACUUGCCUGUUGCAAGUUCUAUUUUGGCAUCAAAUACGCUCAAUAAUUCGAUCGAUCAUGAUUACUGCAAACAGGAUUCAAUAACAGUGGUCCAGGACAAAAAAGGAAUUAAAAAAGUUCAAUCUCACCUAUCCGAGAAAGUGGAGAAUUCGAUGGCAAGUCCUAUUUUGGCAUCAAAUAUGCUCAAUACUUCGAUCGAUCAUGAUUAUUGCAAACAAGAUUCAAUAAGAGUGAUUCUGGAAGGAGAAGGAAUUAAAGAAGUUCAAUUUCUCCCAUCCGAGACAGUAAAGAAUUCGAUCGCAGGCAGGUCUAGUCCUCUUCCUGAAACAUUUUUCAAUACCAAAACAGUCACAGAUGUUUGCACUUUUCCGACUGAAGAAAUUGUACAUGGAUAUCAUGGGAAAAAUGAAAUAAAAAAAAAGAAGUCUAAAUAUUACGAACCGUACCCGGAUAUCCGUCAGCGUAAUAUUCUUACUGCAAGUACAAGUAAACCUGUGCUCUUACCGAAUGGUAGUAUCUGCGAUCAACCGAUUAAAGUGGAUGGUCUUAAGGUUUUUGUAAAAGCCACGUGUCCAUUUGAUUCGCUCGUACACAUCUUGAUGACCGCUGCUCUAGACAGUUCUGAAUAUGCCAGUAUCCUGGAAAAAUCAAAUAACAAAACCUUGAGAUUUGUUCAUGAACAAUGGAGUCACAAAAGAGGUCUUACGUCAAAGAGCAGAACUUCUAAAACAUUUAGGAUACACCUGUUCACCCGGACCAUGUACAUCGGAAAGAGUUUUCUCAUAUUUCUUGGAUGCUUGGGACAGCAUUGCAAAUGUUGUAAAGAAGACUCUCGAAUCAUUUCCAAGUGUAUACGUCACUGAAAAAUGUACUAAAUGUACUGGCACGUCAUAUGUGAAGCCUUACCUGAGCCCUAACCACAGAAAGAUUGAAAAAGACGGGUUUGAAAAAUUGGAAUCCGCUGUUAACUUUCAACCCAUUGUGUGCAAUAUGCAAUGCCGAAAAUGUGGAUCAGAAUCAACGACUUAUACGAAGGCGAAUGUCCAUGUUUUCAUCGAUCUCGACAUACGUUCUUAUUGUGACAAAUCAGGCAUGACUCAGACUGGAAUGACUUGCAAACUGACGCAAUUGCCAACUUCUAUCAGUCUGCCAAUAAACAACGAAUUACGAUUACUGUACAGAUUGGUUGGAGUUACGACCUUCCGUAAUGCUCACUUCGUAGCGCACUGUCGCCGAUCGACUGGAACGUGGCAAAUAUUCAACGAUAUGACUUUUAAAAUUGGCAAGAGUCCACUGGCCACGAGUGUCGAAC
This is a messenger RNA of Venturia canescens, 1914 nucleotides long. RefSeq lists its product as uncharacterized. Bases 20 to 1465 code for a protein of 481 amino acids. NCBI's taxonomy places the organism in Eukaryota, Metazoa, Arthropoda, Insecta, Hymenoptera, Ichneumonidae. The transcript is spliced from 2 exons. The record is from RefSeq and is a predicted model, not a curated record.